Messenger RNA from Pieris macdunnoughi, 1575 nucleotides. The record is from the annotation of a GenBank genome assembly. NCBI's taxonomy places the organism in Eukaryota, Metazoa, Arthropoda, Insecta, Lepidoptera, Pieridae.
AUGUCAGACAACGAGAUAGAGAGCAGUGUGGUAACAUGUGAGCCUGAAGAGGGUGAGCUGACCAAUAUGUUUGCAAGUGUAUGGGUCAAAGUAGAAGUGCAGGCUGACGCUGAGGCUGACGUAGAUACCCCUUCUCCGAAACCCAGGAAAAGUAAAAAGAAGAAGGGUAAAGAAGUACUUGCAUGUCAACAUUGUGACUACACAACUAUACAUAAGAACUGUCUCAGAUACCACAUCCAUGGUCAUGAUAACAAGUUACUUACAUGUGAGCAUUGCUCUUAUACUACUAAAUAUCCUAACUCCCUCAAUCGUCACUGUAAGCUCCAACACAACCUCUCCCCAGAAGAAACCAAAGACAAUACCUAUAAAUGUGAAUAUGAGAACUGUGAGUAUGUAACUUACUAUCGUUGGAACUUGAAUGUCCAUCAGCGAAAACAUAAACUAGAAAAGCAUCACAAAUGUCCAAAAUGUGACUAUCGUACUGCCUAUAGACACAAUCUAUUGAAACACAGUAAAAGCCAUAAUGAAGGAGUGUUCUUUAAAUGUGAUAAAUGUCCCUUUGUUACCAAAUAUGAAGGACAUAUAUCGAGACACCUUGCUAAAAUACACAAUGAAGUGUCAGAGGGUGCAAAUCGGUGUGAUAUGUGUGAUUUCUCCACUAAGAUCCGUUGGAGACUAAACACGCACAAACAGCGCAGCCGGCAGAGCAAUAACUUGAAGUGUGAGCAUUGUGAAUUUACAACAUUUUAUAUGUGUGAGCAUAAAAAGCACAAAGAGUUACAUUUUGGAGCUAUUUAUGUCAACAAGAAUACAGAAUCAAGUAUGUCUCAACCUCAACCAAGCGUGCCACUAGAUGUCCCCAAAGUCGAACCAGAAUCACAACGGGACCAAUAUGUCAUAGACCCUAACUGUCUCGAUUGGAACAGCAUUCAAAUAUUGGAGUCUGAAGACAAAGAAAGACCAUUCAUGUGCUUAAUGUGCUCUUACACCUCCAAAUUUAAAGCAGCUGUUCAAAGACACUUUCAGAGACAUCACACUGGCACUAAGAACCGACCAUAUAAAUGUUGCAACUGUGACUUUUCAACAAAAACCAAAGAUCAAAUUGCUCUGCACAACAAACGUAGCAAAUCUGAUAAACUAUUGCAUUGCCCUAUUUGCAGUUUUACAACUAUCUUCAAGUGCCAUCUAGCAAUGCAUCAGAAAACCCACUACACUUUCAAAUGUACUAUGUGUUCAUAUUCCUGUCGGCAGAAAUAUGAUUUGCAGAAGCACUAUGCUGUUACACACAUGGGAAAGGGGUUGAAAUGUCAUUUUUGUGAUUAUGUUGCAGCCAGGAAAGAGAGUCUUCUCUGCCAUGAGGCAAUACACACAGGAAAUAAGCCAUUUAAGUGUACCCUUUGCAACUACAGCUCGGUGAGACGAUCUCUUUUGGAUGUCCACACAAGGAGAUUUCAUUGUGAUCAAAGACCUGAUGUCACCAUAGUUAGCGAUGACAAAAUUGAGUCUCUCAAAGUGCCGCUGCCAGAGUUACUAAACCAGUUGAAGGAAAUAGAGUCAUUUCAAUUUCCACAGUGA